Laccaria bicolor S238N-H82 is the source of this 876-nucleotide messenger RNA. RefSeq names its product small secreted protein (gene MISSP32.1). Bases 1 to 876 code for a protein of 291 amino acids. The transcript has 5 exons. The record is from RefSeq and is a predicted model, not a curated record. Lineage: Eukaryota; Fungi; Basidiomycota; Agaricomycetes; Agaricales; Hydnangiaceae.
AUGCGCUGGUCGCUCAUCCUAUCCACCUUCGUAGCUGCUCAGUUUGCGCUUUCUUUCGCCACUGUUAUACCUUCAUCAGACCAAUUGCAAAGACGGGCCCCGGCCGAUGGGGCUAAAGUGUCCAGCAAGACCUAUCGCAAGAUUUCUCAAUUACAUCCCUAUGCGUACAAGUUUGAUAAGGCAGGCGGUGUUACUCGCCAUCGGCUAACGCAAUCAGCACGAAUCCCCAAUCAUCGUACAAUGCUCCUGAUCCCGAAAACGGAUGCCGAUCAUAUCUUUGAACAUCAGGUUCUGGAUCACCACCUCGAUAAGCAUGGCCUUAAAUUCGGUGACCUGCACCCUGAUCUCAAGAAGCAGGUUAAAGGCAUAAUGAAUAGCCCAAACAACCUGGUGCCAGUGCCCGCCGGCAUCAAUCGAGGAAAAGGCCAAGUGUUCAGGCAAGCGCGAAAAGGCAAGGCCAUCACCCCUAAGAAAGAUCGCGAUGCGUACAUAAAACUCAGUUACACAAGUUCCAAGAAAACAGCUAAACAGCUCGACCAUGCAUUCAAAAAGGCCGGCCACGAUUUCGGACAAAACACUGUGCAGCGCACGCUACGGAACAUGAUGAAUAACGCAAAGAUCAUGAACGCUAACGAUCCCAGCCCGGCGUCCUCAAGGUCAUCCUCAAGGUCAUCUUCAAAGGCGUCCUCAAAGGCGUCCUCAAGGGCAUCGUCACCUAAUCGCAGCCCGGCAUCCUCAAGGGCGUCGUCACCUCAAUCAAAUGCUAGUUCGAACAAGGCGAUCCCGAAGCGUCCAGCUCUUGUCUUCAUACCAAAGGCGCCAAACAGGAAAUCCGAUCGCAUUGCAGCGAAGCCACCGAAGAGCUAUAAGGUGUAA